GCUCAAUAUGCAGGAGGAAAAAGAUGCCCAGUUCCUCUGCUCAUUCCUUCCAGCAGAGCAAAGAGGGGGGGAAAAGCAAGCUGCCCUUGUGCAAGAGCCUUUUUCACUCUUCUCCAGACUCCUCUCUUGUCCUUUUUGCUGCUUGACUGACAUGGAGAAGUUCAUGCACCUCUUCUUGGUCUUUUGGUCAGCAUCCUGUGCUGCAGAGAACAUCACUGUGGUGUAUGGAAUGGAGGGGGGCACCAUUUCUGUCAACUGCACCUAUAACCCCCGGCAGCAGCGGUGGAGGGAGAAGAGCUGGUGCAGGCAGAUGGAUGAGACCAGGUGCCAAUACGUGGUGCGCGCCCGGCGCUUCUGGCUGCCGUUCCUGAAGAACAGCAAUGGCACCACCUCCAUCAGAGACAAUGUCCAUGAAGGGGUCCUGACAGUGACCAUGAAGCAUCUCAAGAAGCAAGAUGCUGGGUUGUACCAAUGCAAAACUGACUACCUAGGGGAAACAAACACCUUAAAGAAGGUGCAAGUGGAAGUGCUGACAGCAGCUUUCCCGGAGACUCAAAUGCCAGAGGAGCCUCGUGCUGUGGGGAGUGUCUCCAGCAUCCCUCCUGAUGCUGAUUUCACUGUCUUCUAUAUCAUUGCUGGAUUCCUGCUUACUAAGUUUGUGGUGGCUCUGCUGGUAUUUAUCAUCGGCAACUGCAGGAAGAACAGAGAAACAGAGCAGAGGAACCCAAGCUGGAAUGAGCAGCAGGUCCUUCCUUUCACUGAUGACCUUACAUACUAUGGAAUCAGCCCCUCUUGGGAGAGCACUGCUUAGAGCCAAAACCAAAAGGAAUCCACAGAGAAAUGAACACCAAGCAUUUGCAGGCAAAGCUUUGCUACCUGCUGUAGGAAAAGGAUUGCCUACUAAACAUAGGUAUCAACGACCCUGUCACUCCAGAGAGUGAAUGUCACCAUCUACCAUCUCUUCUCAUUGGCACUGACCAACUUUUUCCAACACAUCUGAACUGAAAAGCUGCUGCCUGUAACACCUGAACCUAAUGGAAGAGGAUGAGAUUGAGGGCCAGAGGGAAAGAAGGAACAUGAAGCCUUUCUGUCAAAGAGAUUCAGCACUUAUCUCUGUGCAGAGAUGCUUCCCCAUGCAUGGUAAAGGUGAGAGAGCUCUGCUUACUUUUUCCCCAGCUUAUUGAGAGUCCAGAAAAAAACUUUGCUGCUCUAUACAGCUACUGGCAAAUGCUUUGUUAUAAAUAAACCUACAAUACACCAGUGACUGUAAAGGGAAGUUCAGGUAACACAUCUCAGUGACCAUGCAUUGAGAAACUCACAAACACAUCCACAUAAUGUAACAUGGAAGGACAUAGUUCUGCCUCAGAUGUCCAAGAAACCUCCUGAUUCAUUGCAAAUCAGUGUUAAAGAACUAAUAGCUUUCUCCAAGGUGUCCUGAGUGUCUCUACAGAACGCUGGGAUGCUCCCCCAGAAGUGUGACAUAUAACCAGAGUGAAAUGGUUUGCAUUGAAAGCCAAUGUUAUUAUUUUUCUAGAAAGCAGCUUUUUAACUGAGACUCCUGGCUAAAGACUGAAGCUUUUGACAACACUUCUGGCAACACAAUGCUCUGGUAUCAUCUCCAGUCACUGCCAGUAGCUGCACCAGGCAGUUAUUCCAGAUACUCAUCCCUAAUAUGAUUCCACCAGGGUCUGAACUGAGACCCAUCAACUCAUGUCAUCUCAGAGCAAAAGCAGGUGAGAGACUUCCCAAGGUGAUGAAGACUAGAUCCCAAAAGGUACCUUGGACAGUGUGGAUUCUUGGUGAACAGCCACCAUGGAAAGCUGUAAGGAACUGCAGAACAUAACAGAAAGGGCUGUGAAGUCUACAUGCCACUCUGAGAUGGCUUCCUUCUUUCUCAAUGACUUUGCAAGAAAAGAGAAAGAACUCUCUGUGUAUUUGUAUUUCUCCCUGUAUUUUUUCUACCUUCUCAAGGGGAUGUUACCAACAUGUGAUCAUGGUUCAUCACUCCCCAAAGUGAAGCUGCCUUUAGCUUUCUCAGGAAGACCCCAAACCCCAGGGCAUUCACACCUCUUUUCCCUGCACUGCCUGCAAAGCUAAAUAAAAUCAAAGUGAUUAUUUGA
Molecule: messenger RNA, 2120 nt
Organism: Colius striatus (speckled mousebird)
Lineage: Eukaryota; Metazoa; Chordata; Aves; Coliiformes; Coliidae
Product: triggering receptor expressed on myeloid cells 2
Exons: 4
Coding region: 8-811 (267 amino acids)
Cellular component (GO): cell surface
Molecular function (GO): signaling receptor activity
Source: RefSeq, a predicted model, not a curated record